CGGUCGACCGGACGUUGUUCAUUUAUCUUCCGUUCAAUUCUAAAAUCAGUGCUACUAAUCAAACGGUUUAGCAAAAGUCUGAAGGAUUGUCUUCGCUCAUCGAUUAUAAAAAUCUAGGUAGCCGUUGAAUGUGUUAAUUCUGGUGCCAAACUUGAUCUAAAUCGAAUUAUAUAAGUACUAGAGACUUGGUAGAUGUCCAAAGUAUUCUAUCCGAAGCAGUGAAGAUUAAAAGUACGAUGCUUCUGAACCGCAAUAAGGUUGGAGGAUUCCGACCGGCUAAAAUUUCAAAGUUGGACAAGAUGGAUGCACCGGCCACCUCGGAUGUCGUUAUCAUUAGCGGCAAUUCUCAUCCAGAUUUAGCGAACCAGAUUGCCAGUCGCCUGGGUGUAAAGAACGGUGGCUGUUCAGUGUACCAUAAGACAAAUCGCGAAACAAUGGUUGAGAUAGGUGACUCAGUACGAGGCAAGGAUAUUUACAUUAUUCAAACAGGAACCAAGGACGUAAACAACAACAUAAUGGAGCUCUUGAUAAUGGCGUACGCAUGCAAGACUUCAUCGGCGAAAUCAAUCGUCGGAGUUAUCCCAUAUCUUCCCUAUUCUAAACAGUGCAAAAUGCGCAAAAGAGGCUGCAUUGUUUCCAAACUGUUGGCUAGGAUGAUGUGUACCUCUGGAUUAACUCACAUCAUCACGAUGGAUUUACAUCAGAAGGAAAUUCAGGGAUUCUUUGAUUGUCCAGUGGACAACUUAAGAGCAUCUCCGUUCUUGCUGCAGUAUAUUCAAGAAAGCAUUCCUGACUAUCGCAAUUCGGUUAUUGUAGCCCGCAACCCUGGUUCGGCCAAAAAAGCUACAUCGUACGCCGAACGUUUGCGGCUGGGAAUAGCCGUAAUCCACGGUGAGCAGAAGGAAUCCGAAACCGACGAAGUGGAUGGUCGAAAUUCGCCACCCACGUUGCCUAAAUCCCGAACCAUGGACGUUUCCGGUGGUGUACCUGUUCACCCGGCCAAAGAGAAGCCACCAAUAAACGUGGUUGGUGAUGUGGGUGGACGAAUCGCGAUUAUGGUGGAUGAUCUCAUCGAUGAUGUCCAGUCAUUCGUGGCGGCUGCCGAAGUAUUGAAGGAGAGAGGUGCAUACAAGAUCUACGUCAUGGCGACUCACGGUCUACUUAGCCAGGAUGCUCCUAGGUUGAUUGAAGAUUCACCGAUUGAUGAGGUUGUCGUAACCAAUACUGUUCCUCAUGAAAUACAAAAAAUGCAAUGCCAUAAAAUUAAAACCGUCGAUAUCAGUGUCCUUCUAUCGGAAGCGAUCCGUCGCAUACAUAAUAAGGAAUCCAUGUCCUAUCUUUUCAAGAAUGUUACGCUUGAAGAUUAGAUUGGUGAACUCUAAGAGCUUGGCGACACUUGUGAUGGGAACAAAUAGAACAGAAUUUCAGAUGAAAUAUUCAAUUCAAAUUAUAUCACUUUUGAAGGCGAAACAAUUUUAAUCGAUAAACUUGAAUGUCGAAAUGGUUUACGUAUUGUAAAUGUACCUAGUAUUCACGUAAGGUAAAUUUUGUAAUGCUUGAAUUUACAUCAAAGGAAAAUAAAUUUUGCAGUCAAUGAAGGGGAAAUGAAACAAAAGUAUAGUAUCUCACACAGUGAAAAUCAGAUAGUUGAGUAGUGUAACGAAAAAAAAAACAACUACAAUUUAUAUUUUAUACAUACAUAAAGCUUUUAUGAAUGAUAUCUUUUAGCAUGAACAAAAUAAAUGAA
Molecule: messenger RNA, 1747 nt
Organism: Malaya genurostris
Lineage: Eukaryota; Metazoa; Arthropoda; Insecta; Diptera; Culicidae
Product: phosphoribosyl pyrophosphate synthase-associated protein 2
Exons: 8
Coding region: 237-1367 (376 amino acids)
Biological process (GO): purine nucleotide biosynthetic process; 5-phosphoribose 1-diphosphate biosynthetic process
Cellular component (GO): cytoplasm; ribose phosphate diphosphokinase complex
Molecular function (GO): ribose phosphate diphosphokinase activity; magnesium ion binding
Source: RefSeq, a predicted model, not a curated record